Messenger RNA from Perca fluviatilis (European perch), 676 nucleotides. RefSeq names its product protein transport protein sec31-like. NCBI's taxonomy places the organism in Eukaryota, Metazoa, Chordata, Actinopteri, Perciformes, Percidae. Gene Ontology annotation, biological process: cell surface receptor signaling pathway. The transcript has 2 exons. The coding region runs from base 47 to 676 and encodes 209 amino acids. The record is from RefSeq and is a predicted model, not a curated record.
GACUUGCACACUUGGAUUCAGACAGGCAGCUUGUCAACAGCUAAACAUGGAUCUAAUCAGGAGAGCCACGGGACCGUACACAUCCGUUGAAGAUUCUGUCUUGAACCUGUGUUUUACCAUCUUCCGCACUGUUGAGAAAGUGAAGGUCAACCGGGAGCGCUGCCACCAAAUCUCAGACAGAGUCAAAUCGCUGGAGAGACUGGUUCUCACCAUCAAACAGAAAGGGCCGGGCCAAAAUUCUGCCAUGGUGGAGGCCACUCUGAGGGAACUCUGCGUCACUCUGGACUCUGUCGCCACAGAAAUGGAGAAAUUAGCCGAAACCAGUGCUCUUAAGAACGCCCUGAAGUCCAGAAGCCAAGAAGACAAGUUCUGGAGGAUGGACAGAACCCUCACUGAUAUCCUCCAUGUCUUGUCUGGGACUCUAAACAUCGAGCAGGGCAACGCACUGUACGCAACCCCUCUGCCUACCCCCAGCCCCAUGGCCCCCGCGAACGUGUAUAACCCCCCAGCUUCCAUGAAUAACCCUAGUCCUGUGGCCCCCGCGAGCAUGUAUAACGCCCCAGCUCCCAUGAAUAACCCCAGCCACGUGGCCCCCGCGACCAUUUAUAACCCCCCAGCUCCCAUGAAUAACCCUAGUCCUGUGGCUAGCAUGUAUAACCCCAGCUCCCAUGAAUAA